Messenger RNA from Owenia fusiformis, 1245 nucleotides. The record is from the annotation of a GenBank genome assembly. NCBI's taxonomy places the organism in Eukaryota, Metazoa, Annelida, Polychaeta, Sabellida, Oweniidae.
UUAUCAUCUUAAGGAUAUGUAUAUUUAUUAAUAACAGAAGGAUAUAUCGUGAAAUAAAAAUGGCUAAAUGGACUUCCAUUUGUAGCAUUCUACUUCUGAGUGCAACAUGUCUUUUCGUAUAUCUUUUUGGAUCCUACUUUGAUAAAGUUCCCAGUGAAGGUAGGUCUAAGCAUUAUGAAAAUGAUUAUUUUGGAUCAACAUCAAUAAGAGGAACGUGUACACCAGCUAGAAAUAUUGUCUUUAUCAAAGUUCCAAAAUGCGGUGGCUCGACAAUAACAAAUGUAUUUCAGCGAUAUGGUGAAAAACAUAGUCUAAGAUUCCUAUUUCCAAAAUUUGGGGAUGUUCUCAUUAAACCUAGAGAUAUUAGGGAUCACAUUGGUGAUGAUGUCAACUUGAUUGUAAAUCAUGUGCAAUUUAUUGAAAAUGACAUGAGGAAAUUAAUGCCGAGAGGCACUGUAUAUAUCGGAGUUCUACGCAACCCACUUGAACAGCUCAAGUCACUUUACAAUUUUGCGAAAAAGGGCAUCAUGAAAAAUGGGACAAUCGUUUCUUUGGCUGAUUUUGAAGAAAAUCCCUGGAAAUAUCAAUAUGUCAGAAUACCUAAAAACCAGCAAAGUUCAUAUUAUGGACAUUUGAAUAAAAUUUCAACAUCUCAAGAAAUAGAAGAAUUUAUUUUACAUGUCGAUUCUAUGUUUAAUUUGAUUCUGAUAACUGACCAUAUGAAGGAAUCGAUAGUACUGCUAGGCGAGCUCCUCUGUUGGACAUUGGACGAUAUGUUAUAUGUAUCCCAGAAAGUAGCGGCUGAUGGUAAACUGGGAUCACUUUCAACAACUAGUUUCGAUCACACUACAAACAGAGCGCUUGCAGAAAGAAACUAUAGAAUCUAUAGUAAAGUCGAUUAUGCAAUGUUUGAAUUCUUUAACAAAACCCUUUGGAGGAAAAUUAAAGCAAUGGGAAGGAGAUUUGAAGAAAGAUUGGGAAAAUUUGAUGCAUUGCUUGAUAGUUUUCAUAAGAGAUGCAAGUACACAUCAGAAAGCUUAGGUCUUUCAGAUGAGUUCGUUAACUCUGUCAUAAAAGAGGACUCUGAUUCCGACGAUUAUUUGUGUCACCGUAUGUUACUACCUUCACCCCUGUACAUUAAGUACAUUUUAAGACCAAAUCAGAAUUCACGGUUACAAUCUUUCAAUAAUAAAGUGGUUUUAAAAUGAUCUUGUUUUGUCCCUUAUGGGGGUCAGAGGUACAGAG